Messenger RNA from Triplophysa rosa, 3829 nucleotides. RefSeq names its product synaptotagmin XVI (gene syt16). The coding region runs from base 390 to 2246 and encodes 618 amino acids. NCBI's taxonomy places the organism in Eukaryota, Metazoa, Chordata, Actinopteri, Cypriniformes, Nemacheilidae. The record is from RefSeq and is a predicted model, not a curated record. The transcript is spliced from 6 exons.
GACAGCUUUACUUUGUUGUGUAAAUGCAGAUUAAGUAAGUGCUCAUCUCUAUGUGUUCUGUGGGUUGUACCUUUCUCUAUUAAUUUUUGGCAAACACGUGUGAUACACACUGACUCACAUGAGUCAACACUGCACCUUUCGGUGAAACUACGCAGCGUGUGUACAACACACAGACGAACACACACAGUACGAAUUACACAGUGUAUGUUGGAGGAAGUGUUCUGCUGUGGUAUUUCAAAAGCGGCUCCCUUCGCAAACAUUCAGUAGGUCUGUCUGUCCGUCCUACGUGAGGUCCUGAAUGUGCUACAAACCCGGUCUGCAUUCAAAUGCUGUUGAAAGGGCAACUUACCGUGAUGGCAACUUACUGAAUUCUUUUAAAACCUGACAGAAUGGCGGAUGCUCCUAAGUCAGGUAUCCCAGCAUUCUCUGCGUGGUUCGCUCAGGUUUCCGACGCCAUCUCCAAUAGCUUCCGCAGCAUCGGUCAAAAUGGAGCUGUUGACUCUAAGGUAUCCCACUCCCCUGAUCCUGGGGUCUCGGUGGAAGGUUCAGAGGUGGACUCCAGUGUAGAUUCGGGGCAGAACGUGAGUGAUGUUAAUGGGUAUGAAGUGGAUGUUUCCAGCAUGGAUUCACUGGAGAAGCUAGAGGCACUUCAAGCUCAGCUUGCAUUGCGUGGUUUGGGCAGCACGUUUGAUUCCAGCCACUCAGGUGAACGUCUCACACCCAUCAGAGAGGAACUAGAUGAGGUGGAGAGCAGGAGGAGUUUGGCUUCACGAUGCUCUAAUUCUGUGAAUAGUUACGGUGACGACGGUGAGAUUUCCAGUCCGUCAGAGAGCGAGGAUGAACUAGCAAAGCAGUUUGAAAUCUCCGUCUCUCGCUCACAAAGUUUCCGCUCUGGAGUCAUGGAACUCAACACCCAGGAUGCACCAGGGCAACAGCACAAAUGUAAACGCCUGCUGUCUGACCAGGAGGAAGGAAGCACAGAGCCGUCUGACUGCGAAGAAACGGAGAGAAUCAGUGUUCAAGGGUUUCAAGAUCCUCUCUCAUCCAGACGGCGUGUUGGGUCGGAGCCGAGAGACCCCCUAUCGCAGAGCCCUUUACCCGAGCGCCGAACCCCAACAGACCCUCUCUCUUUAAUGGCUGAGCAGAUUUCUGUUGGCUCCCAGGACACAGUGGAUGGUCUGGAGGCCUUACCCAGAGAUGAGGGCAGUCGGGUGGGCAGCGUGGAGCGGCAAACACCACAUAGGAGCCUGGCGAUGGACAAUUAUGGUUUUGACAAUACUGAGGCUACAGAUUCUGCAUGUAGCCCUGAGCAUGAGCAAUCUCCAUCCCAACCUCUGAGCUCUUCCCCUCACCACAUCUCCAAAUGCGGUGACCUCAUCAUUGCCCUCGACUACCGGGCUGACACCCACAGGCUCCUGGUCACCGUGGUAACAGCCCAAGGCAUUCCAGACAAGACACGGAGUGGCAUGGACUCCUGGCAGGUGCGCGUGGUUCUGUUACCAGGGAAACGUCAGCGGCACAAGACGGCCGUACAGAAAGGGUCCACGCCAAGGUUCGAGGAGACGUUCCGGUUCUCGCAUCUAGAACCAGGGGAUUUGGGUUCUUCGAUGCUCAGGUUCCGUCUGUAUGCGCUGGGGAAGAUGAACAGAGAUAGGAUGAUGGGAGAGGCCUUGUACCGGCUGAGCAGACUGAGACGUACAGAUCAGCUUGAGAUCACACUGGUGCUGGAACCUCGCAGUAAUCUCAAGACAGUAGACUCAGAGAUGUCUUGCAGUACACCGAGCGAAAGUGCUUCCUCAACUCAGUCCGUCUCCCACGGUGGAAAUCCCGAGCUGCUGUUGGGUUUAUCAUAUAACGCCACCACAGGACGGCUGUCUGUAGAGAUCAUUAAAGGCAGCCACUUCCGUAACUUUGCGGUCAACAGACCUCCAGAUACAUUUGGUAAGCUCACUCUGUUGAACUCUAUGGGACAAGAGAUAUCCCGCUGUAAGACAUCCAUCCGUCGCAGUCAGCCAAAUCCCGUCUUCAAGGAGACGUUCGUCUUCCAGGUGGCGCUCUUCCAGCUGUCUGACGUCACGUUAAUGGUGUCCAUAUACAAUCGAAAGAACAUGAAACGCAAGGAGAUGAUUGGCUGGGUGGCUCUGGGCCAGAACAGUAGUGGAGAGGAAGAACUUCUUCACUGGCAGGACAUGAAGGAAAGCGGAAACCAGCAGGUCUGCCGCUGGCACACCCUACUUGAGGCUUAGAGAAGAGAGAGAACUUGAAGAUUCCAUUUGAUGGAAAUAUAAUUUACUGUGUUGGACCGGGAGGAUAUUCCUCUGGGAAGGAGAUAGACCAUAUAAAAUGAGGCCAAGUAUCCAAGUACCCUUGAGAUCAAUGAACAAGCAUUUUUAAAUUUUAGAGACUGGUUACAAAGAUGAGGCAUGCCAUAUUGUGAGCACGUAAAAACACAAAGAACACACGCCUUUCCUUAGGAGAACUUGAUACAGUCCCUUAUCUGGUAUCCAGGAAAUGACCUCACAAUGUAAUAUACAAACCACUUGCUCCAACCCCUUGCAGCAACCAAUUAAAACACAUUAGCAUCAGUAAUUGUCGCUUAGCGAUUUCAAGAAGAUUUUUUGUUAGAUUUGAAAUAAUUAAAUGCCUUUCCUAAGAUGUUUUUAAGCCUCAAGAUAAGACCCACGCCAAGGGUGGUAUAGAGGUUUUGAGAGACCAAACGUUUUAUGAGCAGAGAGCUGUUUGCUGAACGUGCACUUUCUUUCGCAAUAAAACAUUAUUAUAUGUUCAAAACAUGCUGCAAUUUACAGUGUGGAAGUAAAAUAAAUGGCUUUGCUCUCUGGAUCACUUUACUUCUGUAAUGACACAUUUUUAAUGCUGGAAAGAAAAGAGCCCACAGGUGGUCAUCAUUCAUGUCUUAAACAAGCUUACAGUAUAUAAAUAAUGACAAUUUAUCGCCUAAAGUGUCACUAACCUUAACCUACAUUCACUGUCUGUACACCACACAGAUGCUUAUGUAUGUCCAAGAAACUGCAAGUCUAAAUUCUUUUUCUGUCCACUUGUGACCAAACUGUUUUGUAUUGCAUGUCUGUAAUGACGUUAUGCAUUUAAAGUGCCUGUCAAACCCAUAGGGAGUUUUUAUUUAUAGCCAGUGAUAGCGAUUAGCAUGGAGAGCUCUGGAACUUUACAGAUGCAUGAUGAUCUGUCUGUGUGUUCUCGAUCAAUAGUGCCUGUUCUGCAUGCUUUCAAGUACAGUGGUUUUGAAGAUAAAUGCGUAUAUUUUUGUCGGUCAUUAAAGAUAUAUCUAAGAUGCAACUGUUACUGACCAUGCUGUAUUGUUGUUAUUUUUUGGAAUAGUAAUGUAUUUGUGUAACAGUGAUUCAAACCUGUGAAAAUAGACGAUGCUGUAGAUGACAUUCUGCCAAAGAAAAAUACAAUUGACUGUAACCCACCACCAUAUGAUCGCUCAUCUGGUGAUAGGGCUGCUUGGAUCAGACUGACAGGGUGUCUGAAACUGUUUGCCAGAAGAGUGUGUGUGUGUUAUUUUUCCCACCCUCUACUGUGUACUUAAGGGAGUGGAAGAAUCGGUAAUGCUCCAGAGGGAUAAUUAGACUCGGAGAUGUGAGGUAUACUACAGUUUAAGAGCUUUUAAUGUGUGACAAUUUUUUCAGAGGGUAUUGUGAGUGAAAAGACUGCUUAGAAUUAAUUAAGACAUUUACAGAUGUCAACACAUUGGCAACCCUUACUGAAAAGAAUGUACAAAUUGUAAUGUUUUCCAUUGCAAUACAAAUGAACCAUAAACCAGAAGCUAUUUACCAUGUAUAACCAUUGU